UUUUACGUCAUGUUAGUGGACGUCAUCUUGAAUGAGAAAUUUAUUUUAUUAUUUAUUUUUCUAAAUUAAACACGUUAUCGUGAAGUUGUAUUGUGUUACUAUCAUUAUAAUACUAAAUUUAAAUAACAGUCUUUGUGUUUUUCCUUGUAUCAAUGAUAACGGUACUAUAGUGAACGUGACGCUAUACGCUUUUGUGUCGGUGAUGUAAUUUAAGUGAUUGGGUGGCUUCCUAGUCCUAGCACUAUAAUGGAGGAAUCCUCAUUCACAAUCCCAGCCGACGACAAUGGUGAUUCUGAGCUCGACCCUAGAAUACAGGUGGAGUUGGAGAAAUUGAACGCUGCCACAGACGAGAUCAACAAAUUGGAAUUGGAACUUGAUGAGUCGAUGAAAACAUUCCAUUUGCUUUUGAACGAGACUUCCCGCCGUUUACAAGCUCUCACCAAGCGGAUGGGCACAUGUGUUGACAAAUCGAGGCCUUACUACGACGCAGUCGGUGUGGCGGCUACAGCCAGGUCCGAGUGCCAGAAGGCGGCAGUUCAGUUCCAGAGAGCCAGCGAACUUCACGCGGCAGCGAAGGAGACUGUGACGUUAGCAGAACAGCGCUUUGUUAGCAAGCAGGACGAGUGGCAAUUCGACAGUAACUGGCAGGAAGUGCUUAAUCAUGCUAUCAUCAAGGUCAUGGAUGCAGAAAAGAGGAAAGCGGAGAGCGGCCGUGAACACCAGAAAAAGGCAGCGGCGUAUAUUGCUGCGGAAAGAAAAGUGGCCCAACUAGAAGAGAGUUUGAAGCGUAACAUAAUAAAAUCCCGCUUAUACUUCGAGGAGAAGAAACUCUGUGACGAGCAGCUGCAGACACAGAACGAGAAGAUAGAGAAGUUGCAGCGACUCAUAUCGGAUGCAAAGUUUCGUUACUCCAAAUCUCUUAAAGCUUUAGAGGAGAUCUCCGAAGAAAUACACAGAAGAAGAGGUGAAUAUCCUCCAGGAAAAGACAGUAUACCCGUAGGUCCCAGAGAACCAGGAGUAGGGGCCGAAAGAGAUCCUAUUCAUGAUGAAAUAGAUGCUAAAGAGGAACACGAGAAAGACGAAGAGUCUAGUCUUCAAGAGUUAAGACUGCGUGUUAGGGAACUGGCGCUAAAGCCUAUUGAUAGAAAAGAAGUGGAAACGGACGAGGCGUGGGCUUUGGAACUUAACGAGACAAUAAACAAAUUGGACCAGCUGCUGAUGAUGAAGGAGAGCAACCAACAGAAGAGAUCUAAGUUCACAGCAAGCUCGCCCAGAAACUCCAGUGCACCAUCGACUAGCACUAACACUGGGAACAAAUAUACGCAACCUCCAAGCGACAGUUGGAAGACAGAAUCGAAUUUGUCAAGAACCAAAUCUAUCAGUCGCGAAGUAAUUUUUGAGCACACAAAUCCCCCGAUUAGUAAAACGGAGAAGUCUAAAAGUAUGAUGUCGCUCGAUGUUCUUGCCUUAGCCAGAGACACAGCAAUAAUGGAUCGCGAGUCGUAUUUGAAAGCCGUCAUAGAAGAUAAGUCUCCAACUGGCACUUACACGGAAAGUAAUUCUGAUAGGAACGAAAGUCCUGACGAAAUAUUGAUGGUGGAGUGUGACUCGAGCGAUUCUGCGCAAAAUCCAGUUAUAAGAAUGACUAGUUCUGUUACGGAUAGUGAUAACAGCUAAAUUGUUUUGGCAUACUCACUCCUUCAUUGCCAGGUACUUAUGAAAUGUCUGGAUUUUUGUAUUUAUGUCUUUGAAAUUUUUAAAUUUUCUAACCUUUAAGUACGUUCAUAACUUUAGCCAACCGAAGUGUAGCAACGUCGCAGUUACCUGUCAAUUUUCAAAAACAUUUGAACAUUUUUCAAUGUUUUUGAUUGGUUAUUUAAAGAGUGCUCUGCUACCGAACUAUAACGUUAAUCAUGGAAUAUGUCGUAUAUAAAUUCUGUGCCUCUAGUGAGAACGGGUAUAACUCAAGUUAUAGCCUUUUUCUUUUUUAGGCUACUUUAAAUAAGCAAAUUUUUCUCUUUCGAAUGGUAUAAGAAUCGUAACGAUAUCUUUAAAAACAAUAGAGAUAGUAAACAUGUAAAAGGCUACAAUUAACAAAAUAUUUGUGGUAAAAAAGUCAUAAUUAGAAAUAAAACUAUAAUAUUUUACAAAAAAUAGUGCCAAAAAUGACAAGAUACUUAGAACCACCCUUUAAAUAUGAAUUUAUUUUUGUGUAAAAUGAAUCAGUUCGAUUUGAACCCUUUUACACCAUUUAAUAGCGAUUAUUUUUUAUAGCGUAAAAUACACAACAUUGUUUUUCUUCAAUACUUCAAUAAAAUAGUUUUAAUUCAACUUAAAACUAUUUUCACAUGAUAAUUUUAAAAUUUUUGUUAAGCGUGAUUAGGUAUAAUAGAAUUAUUUUUAAAACUAUAGGUUUUACACAAAAACCGACAAUUUCAUAAGAAAGAGGAGAAAAAAUUACUAUAAAUGCAAUCAUUGACUUGUUCAAUUAGCAAAUAAUAAAAGCAGCAGAAUUUUUUUUCUUUAUUUAAAAUAGUUUUUAAUUUAAAAAUUUUAAAAAUUUUAAAAAUUUAAAAAUUUAAAAUAGGAGAGCCAAAACUCUCCUGAAAAGUGGCCAUUUUGAAUUGAACCCUUUCUCACUAAAGGCACAGAAUUUACCAUUAAAAACUACACCUAUUUCAUAUUUUGCUUUGAAAUUUUUCAAGUACAUUUGUGCUCAUGAGAAUCCAAAUUUUCAGUGACAACUUAAUAAGAUUAUUAUUGCUUGAUCAACCGAGCGGACCGAGAACAUUUUAAAUAAUCAGCCAGAAACAUUAAAAAUUCAAAAAUAUUUGAUACAUAGAUAGAAAAAUACUUUGAGUCAUGUAUGACAUACGUAAAUUAACAAAUGGAUACAAUCAAAUUAUUUUUUUUUUAAUACAAAACAAAAGAUAGAUCACAAAAAUAUGUUUUCGCCAUAUGUGUCGCAAUUAUCCGAAUAAGCUACAGCUCAGUGAUAAUUUAGCUUAAAAGCAAAACACUGAUUUUCAACUGCAGCCUAAAGUUAGGUUACACGGACGCGUGUAACGAACCCAGAGCGUUACCCUGUAUGACCAAAUUAACAAAAAUAAAAUUGUAUUAUAUAGAUUCAUACUUAUAUAAAUGAUUCAUAAUUAAUAUAUUUGAUCAAUUAACUAAACAUACAAUAUAAAUAAUUCACCACAAUAAUUAUUAUGUUGAAACAGCCGCUACCUGGCGGCCAUACUAAUUGCAGUGUUGCUAUACUUCUGUAAAGUUAUAAAUGACCUUAAUAAAUACAUUGCAAUAAAAUAAAUGGGUAAAAAAAAAGAAAUAAUAACACGAAGUUAUACAUCGAUGCCUCACAACGUAUACGCGCAUGAUUGUCUAAUGUCAUUUGUGUGUUUAAAAGUCAAUUGUACUCGUUAGAUUUUUGUAAAAGAAAAAAAAAUUGGUAAAAAAUUAUUUUGUAUCGGUGUAGAUAG
Galleria mellonella (greater wax moth) is the source of this 3482-nucleotide messenger RNA. RefSeq names its product SH3 domain-binding protein 5 homolog. The transcript is spliced from 6 exons. Gene Ontology annotation, cellular component: cytoplasm. Gene Ontology annotation, biological process: intracellular signal transduction; negative regulation of protein tyrosine kinase activity. Lineage: Eukaryota; Metazoa; Arthropoda; Insecta; Lepidoptera; Pyralidae. The record is from RefSeq and is a predicted model, not a curated record. Bases 247 to 1677 code for a protein of 476 amino acids. Gene Ontology annotation, molecular function: protein kinase inhibitor activity.